GUCCAUAAGCCCUUUGAUUGUCGACGGGAAGAUGAUUCGGCGACAAACGCGCGAGCGACGACAAUACAUUUACGCCAAAUCCCUCGAGGCUCAAGAACGUCAGACUUAUGAGCGCAAACGGCAGCUCAAGGACGCACUUGCAUCGGGGAAAAAACUACCCACUGAGCUCAAGAAUGACGCAAAAACACUAGGAAAGGACUUGGCGUUUGACGAGGCACAAGAAGAGCCGUCAACGCACAUCGAUAGCGAAUACUCGCGGGCUGGUAUUCAAGACCCAAAAAUUAUUGUAACAACAUCAAGGGACCCAAGUUCUAAGUUGUUGCAGUUCGCCAAAGAAAUGCGGCUCGUUUUCCCCAACUCGCAUCGAAUCAACCGAGGAAACUACGUUAUAAAAGAGUUGGCGGAUGCUUGUCGUGCCAACGACGUUACUGAUCUCAUUGUUCUCCAUGAACACCGUGGUGUUCCUGAUGCUAUGAUUGUCUCGCACUUCCCUCAUGGACCUACCGUCUACUUUACCCUGCACAACGUUGCCCUACGGCACGACAUAGGCUCAUACAAGUCCUCCACCGUCUCAGAACAAUACCCACACCUCAUCUUUGAAGAGUUCACAUCUAAACUCGGUGGCCGGGUGCGAGAUGUGCUGAAAUUCCUGUUUCCUGUACCGAAAGAAGACAGCAAGCGUGUGAUGACGUUCUCGAAUGACGGCGACUUCAUUUCCUUCCGACAUCAUGUUUUUGUAAAAGUAGCUCGGGAUGUCCAACUGGCGGAAGUUGGGCCCCGCUUUGAGAUGAAACCGUAUGAGAUACGGCAAGGCACUAUAGAACAGACAGAGGCAGAAAGAGAGUGGGUAUUGGCACAUUACGCGAGAACGGCCAAGAAGCGCAGUCUGUUAUCAGGACCUGUGGCAGAUUCAAGGGCAGAUUCAGAUCGGACAUCGAAUAAACGACAAAAGCGAUAGCAUGUACAUUUUAUGUCCUCGAAUUCAGGUUCCUUUCAAUGUAUGCGAGAAUCCCCCAACCACGUGAGCGAUGUAUUGUAAAGUGCAGCCCAUUGCAGAUGUGAACUAAUCUACAGUAAGAGUCUUAUCUAGCUCAGUAAAGCCUUCAAAGAAUGAGGUAAAUAGGUCGAUCGCGUUUUGGACGUCAUGAGAACCUGCAGUCUCGCGAAUGGAGUGCAUAGACAACAUGGCAUUACCGACAUCUACUGUGCGCAAGCCAAGCUUCGAUAACAUCGGUCCAACCGUCGAACCACACGCCCUGGAUGUUGACAAUUAAGAGAAGCUUUUAAAGCUAAAUGAAUACCCACAUGUCGUUUCGAACCUCGUACUCCUGG
Molecule: messenger RNA, 1332 nt
Organism: Suillus fuscotomentosus
Lineage: Eukaryota; Fungi; Basidiomycota; Agaricomycetes; Boletales; Suillaceae
Product: Brix-domain-containing protein
Exons: 7
Coding region: 32-958 (308 amino acids)
Biological process (GO): rRNA processing
Cellular component (GO): small-subunit processome; Mpp10 complex; nucleolus
Molecular function (GO): rRNA primary transcript binding; snoRNA binding
Source: RefSeq, a predicted model, not a curated record